Molecule: messenger RNA, 327 nt
Organism: Galleria mellonella (greater wax moth)
Lineage: Eukaryota; Metazoa; Arthropoda; Insecta; Lepidoptera; Pyralidae
Product: neuropeptides capa receptor-like
Exons: 2
Coding region: 1-327 (108 amino acids)
Biological process (GO): neuropeptide signaling pathway
Cellular component (GO): plasma membrane
Molecular function (GO): neuropeptide receptor activity
Source: RefSeq, a predicted model, not a curated record
AUGGAGUCGUUUUUGCGCGUUAACGAGACAAACGAGCAUUUUUACGAACGAUGCACGAAUCUGAGUUACUUCGACUGCAGCGAGGAGGAAAUGCUCUGGUGGAUGAUGGGGCCCCGAAGGUUGCCUCUGCAGGAGAUCAUACCUAUCUCCGUGGUGCUGCUGGUGAUCUUCCUCACGGGCGUGGUGGGGAACGUGGCUGUGUGUGUGGUGAUAGUCAGACACCCCGGUAUGCACACGGCUACAAAUUAUUACCUGUUCAGUUUGGCUCUCAGUGAUCUACUUUUGUUGCUUUUUGGCUCGUUCCUAGACUUCCCUCAGAUAGUCUGA